AUGCAAUCAACAACACUUAUUCAUUGGCUUAGUCAAUUGACUGAACCUGAUACUGAGAAAGUAAAACAAGCAACAAAACAAUUACAAAAUCUUUCGUUAACAAAUGAUUUUCUUCUACAAUUAUUUCAUGUAUUACGUUCUGAACAAAAUGAUCAAAUACGUAUAUUAGCAUCUGUAUUACUUCGUCGUAAAAUAACUAAAUCAUCAGCAACAAUACCUAAAGAUAUUCAUGAAACAUUAAAACAUCUUUUACUUGAACAAAUACAAAUUGAAAGUAAUCAACGUAUACGUAAAUCAUUAUUUGAAUUAAUUGGUACAAUUGCUAAACAAGAUUUACAACAUGAAGUUGUUGAAAAGAAAAAGAAAUCAUCAAAAAAACAAAAUAAAAAUGAAGUUACAGGUGGUUGGAAAGAAUAUCUUCAUCUAUGUGGUACACUUGUUCAAUCAACUGAUUUAAAACAACUUGAAUUAGGUAUGCAAUUAUUUGCUACACUUGCAACUUAUUGUGGAAAAUUUGUACUCGAACAUUGGCCACAUACAUUUAAUCUUAUCACAACAAUGUUAAAAACAAGACCAUCAACAGUUGUUUGUGAACAAGCAUUAAUUAUUUUAACAAGUCUUGUUAAAGUACUUGAACAAAAACAAUAUGUACAAACUAUUGCUGAUCUUGUACCUCUUGCAAAUGAAACAAUACAACAUCUUUUUGUUAAUCUUAAGGCUGAAAAUACAACUAAUCUCUUGGAUUUUUAUGAAGCAUUACUUGAUUGUGAAUUACCAAAUGUUAUUGGAGCACAUCUUCAAAGUAUUAUUUCAACUUGUCUUCAAGUAGCUUUAAGAAAUGAUGAAUCAGUUCUUGAAUCAGUACGUUAUAAUGGUUUAAGUAUAUUAGCUGAAAUUUGUCGACAAAAGAAAAAAGUUUUAUUAAAAAAUCAAGCAAUUCUUCCACCUAUUAUUCAAGCAUUACUUCAAAUAAUUAGUUUAACAUCAAUUGAUGCUAAUAGUACUACUGAUGAUGAUGAAGAUGAACCAGUUGUUGUUGCCGGUGCUAAUCAUGUACUUGAAGCAAUGUCAUAUCAUUUAUCUCCAGAAAAAUUCGUACCAUUAGUUAUUGCACAAGUUGAACCUAUGUUACAAAGUAGUGUUGCAAAUGAACGUAAAGCUGCUUAUUAUGUUCUCUCGGGUAUUAUUGAUGGUUGUUGUGAUUAUAUCAAUAAUAAUUAUCUUGAACCAUAUAUGACAGCACUUAAAAUGGGUCUUCAAGAUCCAAGUUCUGACGUAUCAAGUGCAGCAUUAUUAGCAUUAGGUGAAACAUGUGCUGUUUUAGAAGGAGAAAUUUCGAAAUAUUCAGUACAAAUUUUACCUAUUCUAAUGGAACUUAUGAUUAAACCAGAAAAUAUGCAAAAUCAUAAUCUUAAAGUUAUACGAAUUUAUUAUGCUGUUGAAGAAAUUAUUGGAGUAUUAAAUGAAGAACAUCAACAUACCAUACCUGAAGUACUUCGAGUUUUAUUUCAUGUUCAUGCUUCAACAACAAAUACAAAAGUUCGAGAAUUAGUCCUUGCUGUUUAUCCAGCUAUUUCGAUUGUAAUGAAAGAUAAAUUUGCACCAUAUCUUGAACCAGUUAUAACACAACUCUCACCAAAUCUAAGUCAAAAACCAAAUGCAGAAUCUUUACCGGUAUUUUGUACAUCGCUUAAUACACUUGCUUCGCUUUGUCGUGCAGUUGGAACUGAUCAUUGUAAAGCAAUUUUAAUACAAGCAUUAGAAUUUUCACUUAAUUUAUAUGGUGAAAUUGAUGAACCUGAAUUUCGUUCAGCUGUAUUUGCUCUUGGUGGAGCAGCUAGUCGAGUAUUAAAAAAUGAUUUUAAUUCAGUUCAUAUUAGUAAAAUUAAUGCACAUAUCUUUGAAUCUCUUCGAUCACUUGAUUGGAUUGAAGAUCUUGCCGCAACUGAAACUCGUAAAUUAGAAUGGGUUGAAGAAGAAGAAAUUGAUACUACAGCAUCUGGAAUUAAUGAUAUAGCAGAAGCUAGUGGUAAUGAAGAAAAUGAUGAAGAUAAUUCUGAUAAUGAUGAACUUGAAGAUGAACGAAUGACUAUUGAAAAUGCUCAUGUAGAAGAAAAAGCAGCUGCAAUAGAAGCAUUAGGUGAUAUUGUCGAAAAUUGCAUGGUUACUGUUUGGGCAAACUUAAAAGAUAUAGUUGAACAUAUAAAAAAUAUGUUAGAAUUUCCAAAUCUUCAAUGUUCACAAAAUGCAGCUACAGCUGCAGGAAAUCUUCUCAUAUCAAUUCAUAAAAUGACAACACAAACACAAAUAACAAAUGAAAAACAACUUGUUCAAGAUGAAUGCGAUCGUUUAUUAAUUGAUUUUAUACCAACUUUAUGUACAAUCAUAAAUACAUCAUCAAGUCGUUCAAUGGCACAAAUAACACUUGAUGUAGUAAAAUCUAUUUUAGAAGAAGUUAAAUUAGAUAUGCUUAAACAUGUAACAUUACUUGAAAAAAUUGCUUAUACAAUUCAAAAAGUUCUUAAUUAUAAAACAAAAUGUCAACAAGAAGAUGAUGAAGAUAAUGAAGAAAGUGGUGAUGGUCGAGAACAAGAUGGUGAUGAUGAUGCAGAAUAUGAUGCUAUGUUAAUAUCAACUGGUGGAGAUCUUCUACCAAUAUUAACAUCUAUUGCAUGUACUGGUAAAGUUGCAUUCUUACCUGGAUAUCUUCAUUCAAUUAUUCCAAAAUUACAAAAACGUCUUAGACAUCAAGCAAGUGUAUCAGAUCGUUCAUUUGUUAUUGGUGUACUCGCUGAAACAGUACAAAAUAUGAAUGAUAUAUUGAUUACACCACAUUUACAAUCACUUUUUACAAUGUUCUAUCAAUAUUUACUUGAUGAUGAUGAUGAAGUACGAACAAAUGCAUGUUUUGGUAUGGGUAUUCUUUGUGUAAUAGCUAAUCAACAAUUAGUUGGACAAUAUGAAACAAUAUUAAGUCGUCUCUCUCAAGUUUUAAUUAAAGAAACAAAUAUAAGAAUGAUUGAUAAUAUAUGCAGUUGUCUUUGUCGAAUGAUUGUAGUCUCACCAAAACAUGUACCACUUGGACAAGUUUUACCAGUUAUUUUUCAACAUUUACCACUACGAGAAGAUUUUGCAGAAGCUAAUUCUGUAUUUACUUGUCUUAGUUUAUUAUACGAACAGUAUUUUACUGAGAUUGAACCAUAUCUUCCAAAAUGUAUUGAAAUGGCAGCAUCGAUAAUUGAUGAUGAACGCGUUUUACCUGAUGCGGUUCUAAUUAUUCGAGAUUUUCUCCGAUCAAUCUAUACAAAACAUAGUGUUGCUUUUGUUCAAGUAAUGCAAACAUUAAAUGAACCAUUGCGUGUUAUUGUUACAAAACAUCUUCAAACAAAUUAA
This is a messenger RNA of Adineta steineri, 3393 nucleotides long. Lineage: Eukaryota; Metazoa; Rotifera; Eurotatoria; Adinetida; Adinetidae. The record is from the annotation of a GenBank genome assembly.